Antechinus flavipes (yellow-footed antechinus) is the source of this 2539-nucleotide messenger RNA. It is a transcript of the gene SCAMP2, whose product is annotated as secretory carrier membrane protein 2. Gene Ontology annotation, cellular component: trans-Golgi network membrane; recycling endosome membrane. The record is from RefSeq and is a predicted model, not a curated record. The transcript is spliced from 9 exons. Bases 127 to 1122 code for a protein of 331 amino acids. NCBI's taxonomy places the organism in Eukaryota, Metazoa, Chordata, Mammalia, Dasyuromorphia, Dasyuridae. Gene Ontology annotation, biological process: protein transport.
AGGCGUGACUUCCUCCCGGAAGUGGCGGGUCUCCGCGGAGAGAGCGGCAGAGUCCGAGUGCCUGGGCGGUCGUAGCGCCUGCUGAGCUAGUGGGCUCCCGCCCUCCCUUCCCCCACCCCUCCCACCAUGUCUGCCUUCGACACCAACCCCUUCGCGGACCCGGUGGACGUGAACCCUUUCCAGGAUCCGUCUGUGACCCAGCUGACCAAUCCUCCUCAGGGUGGCCUGUCUGAAUUCAACCCUUUCUCAGAGAAUUCCCGACUGACUCAUGCAGCCACGACAGUCCCAGCCACCCAGGCCACGGGGCCCUCCCAGCCUGCAGUCCUCCAGCCCUCAGUGGAACCAACUCCCCAGGCUCUGGCCUCUGCAGGCCAGGCUGGACUGCUGCAGCAGCAGGAGGAGCUAGAGAGGAAGGCCGCCGAGCUGGACAGGAAGGAGCGUGAGCUGCAGAAUGCUGCAGCCAACUUGCAUGUGAGGCCGAACAACUGGCCCCCACUGCCCGCCGGCUGCCCCAUCAAGCCCUGCUUCUAUCAGGAUUUCUCUGCAGAGAUCCCCGCUGAUUACCAGCGAACGUGUAAAAUGCUGUAUUACCUCUGGAUGUUGCAUUCAGUGACUUUGCUCCUGAAUCUUCUUGCCUGCCUGGCCUCGUUCUAUGCUCACGAUUAUAGGGGGGUUGACUUUGGCCUCUCCAUCCUGUGGUUUGUGCUCUUCACCCCCUGUGCCUUCAUCUGUUGGUACCGACCCAUCUACAAGGCCUUCAGGUCUGACAACUCCUUCAGCUUCUUCGUGUUCUUCUUUGUGUUCUUCUGCCAAAUCGGCAUCUACGUCAUCCAGCUGGUGGGCCUCCCGGGCUGGGGGAACAGUGGCUGGAUCACUGCUGUGUCCACAGUGAAGGCUGACUCGCCCAUCGCCGUGUCAGUCAUCAUGAUGGUGGUGGCUGGCUUCUUCACCCUCUGUGCUGUCCUCUCCCUCUUCCUGCUGAAGCGGGUGCACUCCCUGUACCGACGCACGGGCGCCAGCUUCCAGCAGGCCCAGGAGGAAUUCUCCCAGGGUAUCUUCGCCAGCAGGACCUUCCGAAACACAGCAGCCGGUGCUGCCCGAGGAGCGUUCCAGGGAAAUUAGCCCCAUCUUUGCCAGCCCUUUUCUUUCACUCGUCUCGCUGCCUCCUCCUGAGAUGCACUUUCUGGGGUACCUUGCUUACUUAACGGUUCCAGCUAAGAGACAGAGAUGGGUCUCACCUGCCACUCAUCCCAUGUUUCUCAGCAGCCAGCUUUCCCUCCUGGAGGGUCAGUUUUUUAUACUCACACACCCACACACACCCCGAAACACAAAAGUUAGCCCAGGUCUGUCUUGUCUUUUGUGUUGCUAGUAAUUUGGUGGAGUUCCUGUCCUCAAGCGGUGGGGUUUGGUUGUGGGGGUCCCCUUAUUUGUGAUAGGUUGCCCCUGGCUGGGCUUUUAAAUUUCUGUGGCUCGGGGAGAGGAUCCAGGGCAGGGCAGGGGGGGGACUCUGGCACCUCCAGCACAAUGCCCCCUUGUACAGGUGGCCAUCAGGAUGUUCAGUGGCCCCCAAUUUUUACAGUGGGGAAGGGACUAAGGGGGAGUCCCCCCUUUGCCACUGCCUGUCGGCUGAAAAAUCAAUGUAUUUGUGACUUCAGAGAACCUGUGGCAGGAGGGCAGUGAGGCUGGGUUCAGGACACUAACUCAUUGCCCAGAUUGGAGAGCAGCUCCAUCUCCGGCCCCUGCCAGGAUUUCGCUACCCCUCCCCUGGGAAGGGAACUGGAAUCCCUGCCCAUGAGCAACAAGUGCCUUACUGUCAUUCCCCUCCCCCAAAGCUCCUGAACUUGGGGUUCCCCCCAUCCUCGGGGACUGAGAUGCUUGAAGGCCCUUCAGGGGGCUUUGCUCCGGACUGGGGGGUGUGGAGGGGAGAGGGGAGUCGGGGCAUCCAUUCUCUUCCCAAUCCUGAGGCUUUGGGCCUGUGGGCAGCUGAUUGGCCCAUUGAGCCCACAGACCCCGCUUCUGCUGUGGUCCCUUUACUCUCUGUCCUAGCUUCUCUCCCCAUCACUCCUUUCCGUUGCAAUGGAGCACUGGACUUGGGAAGAACCCAACUUCCAGCUGUUCUCCCAGAAAACUUAGCAGGGCUCUAGACCAUGGUCCAGCCCUCCAGGGUUUAGCUGGAAGACUGCUGGACCCUUUUUGUCCCCUGGCUCUAGAAGCAAAACUAAGGCCAGUCCUGCAGAGCCUGGGGGCAGGAAGGGAGUGGGAGGAGGGAAGGAGGCACCUGUGAUCUCUCCUGACCGACUGCUCUAAUCCAGUCAAGUUGGGGCUGGUCUGGGCUUUGUGACCGACACCCCCAGCCUCAGUGCUGUUUGCCUGAUCCCUUUCUGGCCUCAAACGGUCCUAGCAAUAGUGGCAAUGAAUGAGAUUUUGACAACUCCCUACUUUUAUUCCCAAGAUAUUUUUUUUCCUUUCUGUGUACAAAUGUAUGUUAUGUCUUAACUUUUGUGCUUUAAAUAAAAACAAUACAGAUAUAAAAAAUGGA